Messenger RNA from Chara braunii, 749 nucleotides. NCBI's taxonomy places the organism in Eukaryota, Viridiplantae, Streptophyta, Charophyceae, Charales, Characeae. The record is from the annotation of a GenBank genome assembly.
UCCGUUUUUUUGUGGUGCGCAGCUGUUAUGGUGGAUCCAAGUAUGACCUGGAGAUUGGGAUAGUGUUUGUGCAUGUCUGGGGACCAUGCGGCGAUGAAGAAGAAGAAGAAGAAGAAGAAGAAGAAGAAGAAGAAGAAGAAGAGCAAGAAGAAAAAGAGGAAGAGGAAGACGAAGAAGAGGAGGAGCAAGAGGAGGAGGAAGAAGAAGAAGAGGAGGAGGAAGAAGAAGAAGAGGAAGAGAAGAAGAAGAGGAAGGAGGAAGUGGAAGAAGAGCAAGAAGAAGAAGAGGAGGAGCAAUAGGAGGAGGAGGAGGAGGAAGAAGAAGAAGAAGAAGAAGGAGGAGGAGGAGGAGGAAGAAGAAGAGGAGGACGAAGAAGAAGAAGAGGAGCAAGAGGAGGAGGAAGAAGAAGAAGAAGAAGAGGAGGAAGAAGAAAAAGAGGAGGAGGAGCAAGAGGAGGAGCAAGAGGAGGAGGAAGAAGAAUACGAGGACGACAAAGAAGAAGAAGAAGAGGAGGAGGAAGAGAGGAAGAAGAAGAAUAGGAGGAAGAAGAAGAAGAAGAAGAAGAAGAAGAAGAGAAGAAGAGGAAGGAGGAAGUGGAAGAAGAGCAAGAAGUAGAAGAGGAGGAGCAAGAGGAGGAGGAGGAAGAAGAAGAAGAAGAAGAAGAAGAAGAAGAAGAAGAGGAGNGGGGGGGGGACGAGGGGUUUUGGUGGGGAUAGGAAGGGUAUAGAUAGGGAUUAGAAACUUUGAAG